Parasteatoda tepidariorum (common house spider) is the source of this 4386-nucleotide messenger RNA. RefSeq names its product Phosphatidylinositol glycan anchor biosynthesis class N. Gene Ontology annotation, molecular function: mannose-ethanolamine phosphotransferase activity. Gene Ontology annotation, cellular component: endoplasmic reticulum membrane. Gene Ontology annotation, biological process: GPI anchor biosynthetic process. The record is from RefSeq and is a predicted model, not a curated record. NCBI's taxonomy places the organism in Eukaryota, Metazoa, Arthropoda, Arachnida, Araneae, Theridiidae.
UGAAAUGAAUUUAAUAAAUUCGGCUGCUUGCUGACAACUGGAGAAAUCGAAAACACGCGUGAAUUUUUUGGAAAUACUAACAUUUAUCUAUCUAAAGAAAGGAAAGACUUGUUGAUCGAAGAUUAUGUCUUAAAACAUUUAAAUUACUUUUGUGUGAAUAAUUUUUCUUUAUGUUUAUGGAAUAACUAGUUUCAUAGUAUCAAAAUGAUACUCUUUGGUAUUUUAGCAAUUGUCUUCCAUACUAUAUUCUUAUAUUCAGUAUUUGAUAUCUAUUUUAAAUCCCCUAUUAUCCAUGGCAUGACCCCAUAUUCUACACCUCUUUCACCUCCUGCUAAAAGACUUGUUCUCUUUGUUGCUGACGGUCUCAGGGCAGAUAAAUUUUUUGAAGUCAAUAAUGCUGGUGAUACUAACUCUCCAUUUUUAAGAGAAAUAAUAACUAAUGUUGGAGCUUGGGGUAUAUCUCACACACGUGUUCCAACCGAAUCUCGUCCUGGCCAUGUGGCUCUUAUUGCUGGAAUUUAUGAGGAUGUCAGUGCUGUUACCAAAGGAUGGAAGGAAAAUCCUGUUGAAUUCGACUCAGUCUUCAAUGAGAGCAGGUAUACGUGGGCCUGGGGAAGUCCAGAUAUUUUGCCAAUGUUUAGUAAAGGAAAAAAGAAAAAUGUUCUCAUCGAUAUGUAUUCUCCAGCUGAAGAAGAUUUUGCUUCUGCAACUCCACAUCACCUAGAUGAAUGGGUUUUUAAAAAACUUGAGGAAUUUUUGGAAAAGUCAAAAACUGAUUCAGCAUUGAGAAGUAUGUUGGCUCAAGAUAAAAUUAUCUUUUUCUUGCAUCUGCUGGGAAUGGAUAUUAGCGGUCAUUCAUAUAAGCCUGGUUCCCAAGAAUAUAUAAGAAAUAUUAAAGUAGUGGAUUCUGGGAUUGAAAAAUGUGUCGGUUUGAUUGACAGCUAUUUUAAUGAUGGCAAAACUGCUUAUGUGUUCACAUCAGAUCAUGGAAUGACUGAUUGGGGUUCUCAUGGUUCAGGUGAUACUCAAGAAACCUACACACCUUUUGUUGCAUGGGGAUCUGGAAUCAGAGGUCCUAUGGGUGAAGGCAAAGAUAUUUAUCAUGAUGGAUUGUCUGAAGAAUGGAAACUUGCCCAGAUUAAAAGAAUCGAUAUCAAUCAAGUGGAUAUUGCUCCUUUGAUUUCCACUUUAAUUGGAAUUCCUUUCCCUAUUAACUCAUUGGGAAUCUUACCUGUUGAAUAUUUAGACACAGAGUGGCCUCAUAAAGCCCUCUCUUUAUUAACAAAUGCUCGUCAAAUUCUUGCUAAUUAUCAAAGACAGAUGCAGUUGAAGAAAGAAAAUACAAUACCAUUAUUCUUUUGGAGCUUUAAAGAUCUUUCGACUGCUCGUCAGGGAGAACUUAUGGCAAUGGUGGACACUCUUUUGAAGCAAAAUCGAUAUAAGGAUGUUAUUCAAGUGGGUUUAAAAUUAAUUGAAUUGGCUCUAAAAGGGUUAAAUUAUUACCAAAGACAUGACAGAAUAGCACUCUGCAUAAGUAUAUUUCUUGGCUUUAUUGGAUGGAUGAGUUAUGUCAUCGUGCUGCUAAUGAGAGAUUAUACAAACUUUGGUCACAAAUCCAUUGAAUCAAGUAUUAUAAACGAGGAAGAAAACUUCUUUACUGUCAAAUGUGUUCUAUCAUAUGGUUUUAUAGGAUUUCUCAUAUUUUUCCUCCUGUAUGUUCAAAAUUCUCCUUUCAUGUACUACAUUUAUUUCUUGAUUCCUGUUUUCAUCUGGCUUAUGGUCAAUUUGAACUUGGAAAUAUUUUACUCUGCCAGAUUGCAUCUUGAACGUCGAAAUACAUUCUACAAAUUCAUUGGCUUUUUAAUUAUCAGCUUAAUUGGAAUGGAAUUUUUGGUUAUUUCUUUCUUCAAAAGAGAAAUACUGUCUUUCAUUCUUUGGGCUAUUGCUUUUUGGCCAUUCAUGUCUUCUGAGUUGCAUUGUCCUAAAAAACUUAGUCUCGCAUGGUGUUUAAGUUCUUUUGCACUAUCAAUAUUUCCUAUGAUGCCUGUCAUUGGAAAAGAUACUCAUUAUAACUCUGUGCUCUUAGCUGGAUGGUUGUUUGUGUUUGCUGUUGCUUUCUGUGCUAGAAGGCCAGAAACUGGAUUAAUUUUCAAUAAUCGAUUGUCUAAAAGAGAGCCCCAUAGAAUUGUUGUUUUAACUGCAAUGCAGGUAGUGAUCCUUUGCAUUUCUACCUUUACUGUACAAAGUACUUCUCAAAGUAUAGCCAUGAAAACUGGCCUACCAUUUAUAAAUCAAGCAGUAUCCUGGCUCAUAUUAGGUGCAUCUCUAUUGCUUCCGUUGUUUGGUUCUCAAUCAACACUAACGCGUCUCUUAAAUGUUUCCACUUCUUUAUUUGCCCCUUAUAUACUUCUAAGCAUUUCUCAUGAGGGAUUAUUUUGUUUCCUACUUUGUAUCCAAAUGGCAUUGUGGCUUACACUUGAGCACUUGGGCUCUUGCAAUUAUGUGAAGUUACAGGACAUGUGCUUUACACAUACUGCUACUGACUUAUCCAGAAAAGCAUUAAGUAAACAAAUAUCUUUUGGUGAUUUGAGAAGAGCUUACUUUUUUAUGUUUUUCAUUUUACUAUCCUUUUUUGGUACUGGAAACAUUGCAAGCAUCAAUAGCUUCAAUCCUACGAGCAUUUAUUGCUUCCUCACUGUGUUCAAUCCAUUUGUUAUGGGCAUCCUCAUGCUUAUAAAGAUUCUCAUACCAUUUCUAAUCGUCAGUUGUGUUUUAAGAGCAAUUAACAUAAGUCUAAAGGCAUCACCCAGAGCACUCUUCUUACUAGUGCUGCUCAUGGGAGAUUUUCUAGGUUUGCAUUUCUUUUUUAUGGUUAAAGACAGUGGCAGCUGGUUGGAUAUUGGAACUUCUCUGAGCCAUUUUAUUAUUAGCAUGACAAUGGUUAUUUUCAUAAUGUUCUUGUAUGGAAUUACUUGGGUACUUACAUCUGUGUCUUUAACGUUGCCAUCUUUUAAAAGAAAACGACACUUCUUAUGAUUAUUGAUUAUGCUAAAUGAAAAUAUUUUGUAAUAUCAUUACUCACUUGAUAUUUGGAAAUAGCUCAAUACUUGGGCACUUCUCAAAAUGUGGGAACAAUAAUGUUAGCAACAGCUAAUUACGAAUUUAAUUUAUGUUCUAUGCACAACAAUAAUGUUAACAACAGCUAAUUACGAAUUUAAUUUAUGUUCUAUGCACUAAAUAUUUUUUACUUAUGCAAUAAAUUUUUCUUUUUAAAUAAUUAAUAACUUUGAAUAUCAGAUUAAAAUUACAAGAAAAACUAUUCCUCCAUUAUAUGAUUUAGACAAUGCUAUAUUCACGUGUUAGAAAAUGACAUUUUAUUAGAGAAAUAUUUUAUAAAAAUAUUUAAAAAAAUAUUUUAAAAAUUUAAUAAAUAAGUUUAAGGGACUAGCAUCAAAACACUUAUUUGCUUUUUUAAAAACACUUCCUGACAGUAAAAUAUAUUUUAUUAUUGCUGCAUCUUUAAGGGUGUUAUCAAGUAACUGUCCUUUUUAAACUCUAUAUUCUUAAUCUUGUUUUUAAUGAUCAAAACGCUAUGUUUCUAAAACAAUUUGUAAUAAUUUCACUAAAUAGAAUUAUAAUUUAUUCAUGGUGCAUAGCGUUUUUAAAAAGUACUUAAAGGUGCUUAUUUCCAACUUUCAUUUUUUACAAGCCCUUAAAGGUGGUUUUUUCAUUGGGUGUUUUUAAAAAGUACUUACAUUUUUUCCUUACCAUGUCGAUUUUCGCCAUGUAUUAAGCAAAAGCAUGCUUUUUACAGUGUUCAAUUCAACGUUUUCACAAUUCAUUCACUCACCAUCUAUUUCAGCGUCCGCGUAUGAAAGCGCCAAUAAUUUUACGUGUUUGAUGAAAUCCUUGAAAGUCCAUAUGUGCGUCUGCUGAGCUAGGGGGUAUGAUGAGAUUCUUGCACUCCCAUGUGCAACUCUGCUGCAUUUUGAAAGAUAUUCUCAAUUUCAGAAUGCAUUUUCAACUGUCUGAUAUCGAACAGAAAAACUUCAUCUUUUUAUAAUGACUAAUAUAAUCAAGAAAAGAUUUAUUUGUCAGAAACUGGUUGUUUUAUCAUGAUCAUGUAAAGUCUUUGAAAAUUAUUUUGCACUUUGUCAAUGUAUAUAGUGCUUAAAAAUAUUUGAGUACUUAAAAAGUACUUAAAAGGUGCUCAUUUUUUGUUGAAAGAUUUGGCUAUGCAAUUUUAAUUGACAGAAUUUAAAAUUAAGAUCUGUGUUAUGCUCCCUUUGAGAACUGCCCACUUACAUCUAAGAUCGAUGAAAAAUUCUCUUAUUAUUCUAUAUAUUGAUUUUCCAAAACCGUAUGUUCCAGCUUUAUUUUGCCAUU